Bipolaris oryzae ATCC 44560 is the source of this 1449-nucleotide messenger RNA. RefSeq lists its product as uncharacterized. NCBI's taxonomy places the organism in Eukaryota, Fungi, Ascomycota, Dothideomycetes, Pleosporales, Pleosporaceae. The record is from RefSeq and is a predicted model, not a curated record. Gene Ontology annotation, cellular component: cytoplasm. The coding region runs from base 1 to 1449 and encodes 482 amino acids. Gene Ontology annotation, biological process: methylation. The transcript has 2 exons. Gene Ontology annotation, molecular function: nucleic acid binding.
AUGCCGCAGUACCUGGUUCGGCUGGCGCAGGCACACGAAAGUUUCCGCAGGGUCGAGUUGCAGGCCUUGGCGGAUGUUGCGGGCAUAUCGCUGCGGUUUGUCAAAUAUCAGGAAGAUUCUCCAUACUGUAUUGUGGAACUAGCAUCAGACGCAGCAGCACGAAAACUCAUCGCCCGCAGCAUUCUCUCUCAAGGCAUAUAUGAGCUAUGGGGCGAGGGCGCAGAGUACAAUGCUCUCCAUGAGUCUGUCCGCAGUCUAACUGCAAGCAAAUGGUCUCGGUACGAGACAUCUUCCUUCCGCUUCACCAUUGAAGGCUAUCGAGGGGGCAGAUCAACCGACGAGCAGCGUAAAAUCAUCGACAGUUUUUCGUACAUGGCAUUCAAGGGACCUCCACGAAUGCGCGACCCAGAUGUGGCAUUUCGCGUAUUCGAAGACUAUGAACUAGAUGCCAAACAACCAAAGUACCUCUACUUUGGGCGCUUUAUUGCAGAUUCAUGUCGUAAUGAGGCGAAGAAGACGUUUGAUCUCAAGAAAAGACACUACAUUAGCACCACAUCCAUGGAUGCGGAGCUUACACUCGUCACGGCGAAUAUCGCACAUGUGGCGCCAGGCAAGGUAUUUUACGACCCAUUUAUGGGCACUGGUGGCUUUCCAAUCGCGUGUGCGCAUUUUGGCGCCGUAGUGUUUGGAAGCGACAUCGACGGUCGCACUAUACGGGGCACAGGGGGGAGUGCUCGAAGAGGGCAGACAGGAAAGUACGAUGUUGUUGGCAACUUCAAACAAUACGGCAUCGAAUCAAGAUAUCUAGGUGCCUUUGUUUCUGAUCUCACAAACACACCACUGAGGAUUUUACCAACUGGCAGUCAAAACAGCAAAGGCUAUCUCGACGGUAUCGUAUGUGAUCCCCCUUACGGGAUCCGUGAAGGCCUCAAGGUACUCGGGUCUCGCCAGGAGCUUCUCGAAAAAGAGCGGAAGUCACAUCAAGAUCAAUUCAAGGAACCGGGGUAUAUUCCACCCAAGCGGCCAUACUCAUUUACUGCGCUGCUCGACGAUAUACUCGAGUUUGCAGUUGCGACACUGGUGGAAGACGGGCGACUCAGCAUGUGGAUGCCGACUGCCAAUGACGAAGACAUUGAGCUGAUAAUACCCUCGCAUCCCGGCUUGGAACUGACAUCGGUAUGCGUGCAAGCUUUCAACAAAUGGUCUCGUCGACUCCUUACCUACCGGCGGCGCCGUGAAUCAGAGAUGCCGGAGGGCGCGUUGGAGGCUGUCAAGAAGGAGUACGAAAAGGGUACAAGAGCGAGUGAGUUGAACGACUUUCGCCGAAAGUAUUUCCAAGGAUUCAAGGAGUUUGAAAGUAUGAAGAAAGAGUUUAUUAGGAUGAAGAAGGAAAAUAACGUGGACGGGGAUGUGGUGAUUUGUCAAGACAAGGGAGAUGCUGGAGUGUGA